GGCGACGAACCCGGAGAUCAGCUGCUCGAACACGCCGACGCCGAGCACUUCCCGCCUCCCGGCGAUCUCUUCGUGCGGAUGGGGGACCAACAGGCGGAGGUGGCAAGCUGCGAGUUAGAUGCGCGCGUCGCGACGUGCGACCAGCUCCGCGUCACCCUGCGCGCGCUGAGGGCCGAGGGCCAGGACAAGACGGCGCAGGGCGUCCCCGGGCUCGGCAAGAUGCACAAGCGCGAGCUCCAGGAGUUGCGCAGGAUGAAGGGCAUCGGUUUCGGCCAGCACACGACCGUGCCGGAGCUCAGGCAGCGCCUGAAGGGCUGGAAGGUCGAGGUAGCGGUCAGCGGCGCCUCGAGCAACGUGGCCCAUCCAAGCUCGCAGAUCACGGGGAGCGACAAGAUGAGCUUCGGCAAGUACCCGACCGCGGAUUACCGCUGGGUGCUCAAGAACGACCUGGGUUACGCGCGGCGGGCGGUGCUGGAGCUGGACAACGGCCGAGCGAGCCCGCUCCUGGCGCGCUUCGGCAGGUGGGUCAAGGCUCACGGGGUGAGGCCGCUCGAGCCAGAGGAGCUCAAGGCCGCCAUCGAGGCGGUGAUGGCCGAGGAGGUGAUCCUGGACGACGAGUCCGCGACGCUGACGGCGACGACCCAGCGGGCCUCAGCAAGUCACGGCAGCUGGACGGGUCACCGUCGCCCGAGGCCGGUCGAGGAGCACGAGAUGGACACCGGCGACCGCGGCUUCCAGAAGGCGGGCGAGACCGACCAGGACCAGCCGCCAGCCUCGGGCAGGCGGCCAGGCAUCAAGAAGGGCAAGCGCGUCGGCCUACUCUACCAGGUCACGGGCUUGCUGAGCGCCUUCGCGUUUCAGGCGGUGCUCACGGCGGACUGGCUGUCCAAACCUCUCAAGCCGUUCGCUCGGCACGCGACGAGCGCCGCGCGGGACGUGGCGGACCACGUGAGGAACGUCAAGGAUGUCUACACCGUUCGGAUCCACGGCGUGGGCGUCAUGCAGGUGUUCGGAGGCGAAGGCGGCAUUGCCGAGGCGGCAGCGCGCCGCAACAUGACAGCCGCGGAGGAGAUCGACCGCAAGUGCGGCUGGGACCUCCGCAAGCAGAAGGACCUCGAGAUAACGCACGAGCGGUGCUACGCAUCGAGGCCGAAGUUCGCGUCGAUCGAGCUACCCUGCACAUGCUGCGCGAACAUUGCGCACCUCAACUUCCGCACGCCGCAGGGCAAGCAGGCGCUGCGGCGAUUGGCGCGCGGCGGCGUCGCCAUGAUCGAGAACCGGGCCGCCAGCCGGAUCUGGGCACAGCGCAUUAUGAUAGAGCUACUUGCCAACAAUCGCGCGUACCAGGUGAGGCGCGAUAUGUGCGACUACGGGGCUCGACGCUACAAGGCGGGGGGGCUCAUCAAGCACCCCGCCAAGCUGCUCGUCACCCGCGAGGAGUCCGAGCGGCUACGCCGCACCUGCAGCCACACGCACCGCGACCAGACGUUCGGGGACAACGUGGCGGCGCGGAAGUCUGGCGUUUAUCCGGCCAAGUUCUGCCGAGCGGUGGUGCGCGUCCUCGCGCAGAUCAUUCGCCGGCAGGGUGGGCCUCGCGCCUGCCAGUCUUCGUCGCCCCUCAUCGCGACGGAGUUGAAGGAGCAGGCCACCGUCUACGUGAACGACGCCGCGCCCCUGGGAGAGACGGGCGAGCCUAUUGGGGACCCAGCCCCCAGGGGCGGCGGAGACGAUUUCGCCGACACACACGACGUGCAGACCGACGAGACUGUGGACGGCAGGAUCGGGGUCGGCGCGAUUACUUUCACAAAGAAAGCAGCAGCGUGCUGCGAGCCAGCCGAGCUGGCCAUGCUCAAGAGACUCCACGUCAACUUGGGCCAUCCGUCUAAUGAAGACUUGGGCUGCAGUCUGCGAUUCGAGGGUGCUAAGUCGGCCGCCGUGCAGGCCGUCGAGGGGCUGAUCUGCGGAGUGCACCGCUCGCAGCAGCGCCCGAGCGCAAGGAGACCAGCGCACCUUCACUUCGUGCAAGAUUUUGGCGACGACGUGGGCUUCGAUUGCUUCGAGCUCAAGGACGUCGACGGCAAGAGCUACUUGUACUUCAGCAUCGUCGACUUGGCCACUACCUUCCACGUCGCGACGCUGAUCGGUCGCCACACCAGCCAGGAUUUCGCUACGGCCUUCGAGAGGUGCUGGGCCUCCUGGGCCGGCGUCCCGGACCGAGUCUACUUCGACAUGGAGAGGGGUUUCGGCGGCGUUCUCAGCGAGCUGUUCCAGUCUUUCGACGCGGUGCAGCUACCUAUCGCGGGACAGGCCCACUGGCAGCUCGGUCGAGUGGAGCUCGCUGCAAGGACGAUCGAGCACUCGUCGAUUAGGGGCGAGGGCGAGAUGCGGACGCUGGGCAUCAUGGUUUCGGGCGCGAAGAACUCGCUGAGGCGGCGGGCCGGCGUCAGCCCCGCGCAGUGGGUGCUGGGACGCGAUCCCAAGAUGCCCGCCGACCUGGCGGACGACACGGCCAACUACGGUGCCCACAGCCUCGCCACCCAUGACGAGACAAUUUGCCGCCGAUAUGCUAUUCGGACGGCGGCGCGCGAGUCGUUCAUGCGGAUGCAGAACGACGACCAGCUCAGACGGGCUAUGCUGGCUGGCGCGCGCACCGUGGCCACACCCUUGUCAGUGGGCGACAUGUGCUACAUUUUCCGCCAAGUCAAGAAGAAGGAGCAGAAGGAGCAGCACAACCGCAACGCCAAGAAGGGGCACGCCACGCUGGUGGCCCCGGAGCACAUCAAGGCGCUCGCUCCGGACGACGUCUGGUUCCCGAACGGUCUGGGCGAGAUCGGCCAGGCCGUGGCCGAGCUCAACAGGGCUCGCGACCCACUCGAGCAGGAGGAGGCCCCGGUGGAGGACAUCCGCCCCGAGCCGGGCCAGCCCGAGGUCCAGCCAGACGGGAUGGAGCAGGCGUGGCGGGAGUUCAUCGACAGCCCAGACGACGACGACCUGAGGCUGAACGUUCCUGAGGACCUGAAGCCCCAGGAGCAGAUCGAGGUGCUGCCCGCCGACCGAGCCGACAUACCUCAGUCAGCCUUCGAGGAGCAGCCCUACGGUCCCGUCGAUUUCCGACGACGGCGAGCGACCUUCGGCGAGCGACCUUCGACGGGGCGGACAGCGGCGACUACCGCCAAGGAGCACGCGGGCUCCGGAGGAUCGCCCCCGAGGACGGCCUCGCGCAAUCGGGCGGCCGUGCCCGAAAGCGGAGCAGCGGCCAGAUCCGAGCAGGAGGGCGCUAGAGAGCGUUCGAGGUCGGCUCCCAGAGAAGCGAUGCAGACCUCCAUCGUCGCCGAGAGGAUCAAGCGCAAGCAAGCCGACAAGGAGUCCGAGGCGGUCAGGGGCAGGGUUAAGGCCAACCUCAUCUUGCCCAGCCGGUUUGUGUACCGGGAUAGGAACGCGCCGCUGCGGACUGACAAGCGCCCGCUGCCGUUCGAGGCCAAGGCCCGACUCUGCGUCGGGGGCCACGUGGAACCGCGUCUCGCUCAGGGCGACCUGCGCACAGACGCGCCUACGGUCACCCGCAACUCGGCCAUGCUGUUCUUCACCGUCUGCCAGUGGUUCGACCUGGAGAUUUACGCAGCGGACGUGGAGGCGGCUUUCAUGCAAGGCGACGAGCAGCCCGACCAGCAGUUGCACAUGGCUCAGCCCCGCGAGGGUUUACCUGGGUUGCGCCCGAAGCAGUUGAUUAAGAUCCUCAAGGGAGUCUUCGGGCUACAUUCGCUAGAUCCAGCGCUGUACUACGGCUGCGACAAGCACGGGGGGCUGUGCGCGGUGGUGGUCGCCCACGUGGACGACCUGCUGCUGGGCGUUUCGGGCUCUACAAACUCCUGCCGUGGGGCGACCUUAUGCGACUGGCUCUACAAGCUCCUGCCGUGGGGCGACUGGCGGGGUUUGCCAUUCACCUUUUGCGGCAAGCAGGCGCGGCGCGAUGAGGAGGGGGCCCUACGCCUACGCCAGACAGAUGACGCGAACACGAUCGAAGAGAUCGCGCUCAGCCAGGAGCGCAAGACGGAGCUGUCGGCGGAGGCAACGCCAGCCGAGUUUUCGGACAACCGCUCCGCCCUCGGGGCGCUUGGAUGGCUUUCAUCGCAGACUCGACCAGAUCUGUCAGCUGGAGACCUGCUCGAGACGAAUCGGCUCAUCAAGCUGGCGCGGAAGCACGCGGACGCGGGACUGGAAUUUACGAGGCUACGUGAACCACUUUGCCUGGUCACUUACCACGACGCCAGCUGGGCCAAUGCUGACGAGCCACCUGAAGGCGUCGUAGCUACGCUACUCACCAAGAUCGUGGGCAGCAAGGACAAUCAUAUCAAGAUUCGCUCGCAGGCCGGCUACGUGACUUUCAUCGCCGAGGCCAAGCUGUUGCGCGGCGACAAGGCGCGAGCGGGAAUCGUUGAUUGGCGAUCAGGCACCAUCAGGAGAGUUCGCAGAUCUAUUUUUGGCAGCUGA
Molecule: messenger RNA, 4491 nt
Organism: Prorocentrum cordatum
Lineage: Eukaryota; Dinophyceae; Prorocentrales; Prorocentraceae
Source: the annotation of a GenBank genome assembly